Molecule: messenger RNA, 1342 nt
Organism: Oryza brachyantha (malo sina)
Lineage: Eukaryota; Viridiplantae; Streptophyta; Magnoliopsida; Poales; Poaceae
Product: probable tocopherol O-methyltransferase, chloroplastic
Exons: 6
Coding region: 88-1143 (351 amino acids)
Biological process (GO): methylation
Molecular function (GO): S-adenosylmethionine-dependent methyltransferase activity
Source: RefSeq, a predicted model, not a curated record
AGUACCCACUCGGCCACUCGUGCUCGUGCUCGUGCCGUGGCUUGACUGCGCGGAUAACAAAAAAUAAACCGUCGCCAGCGCUACAAAAUGGCCCACGCCGCCGCAGCCACGGGCACUCCGCUCCAGCAUCCAGCGCUCCGCUGCCCGAGCCGUGGUCGCUCCGCCUCGGCCUCGACCCGCGCCGGCCUCGGCCUCCACCGCCGCCGCCGCAGCCGGAGGGCGACGCUCGCCGCGCGCGCGAUGGCACAGACGUCGACGGCGGCGGCUCCUCCGGGGCUGAAGGAGGGCAUCGCGGGGCUGUACGACGAGUCCUCCGGCGCGUGGGAGAGCAUCUGGGGCGACCACAUGCACCACGGCUUCUACGACGCCGGCGAGGCCGCCACCAUGUCCGACCACCGCCGCGCCCAGAUCCGCAUGAUCGAGGAGGCCCUCGCCUUCGCCGCCGUCCCCGAUGAUGGGGAGAAUAAACCCAAGACCGUAGUCGAUGUUGGCUGUGGCAUUGGUGGUAGCUCAAGAUACCUGGCAAAGAAAUACGGAGUGCAAUGCUACGGCAUCACGUUGAGUCCUGUGCAGGCUGCAAGAGGAAACGCCCUCGCAGCGGAGCAAGGGUUAUCGGACAAGGUCUCCUUCCAAGUUGGUGAUGCAUUGGAGCAGCCUUUUCCUGAUGGGCAGUUUGAUCUUGUCUGGUCCAUGGAGAGUGGCGAGCACAUGCCAGAAAAACCGAAGUUUGUAAGCGAGCUGGCACGCGUCGCAGCUCCUGGAGGGAGAAUAAUCAUCGUGACCUGGUGCCAUAGGGACCUUGAGCCAUCCGAAGACUCGCUGAAACCUGAUGAGCUGAAUCUUUUGAAAAGGAUAUGCGAUGCAUAUUACCUCCCAGACUGGUGCUCUCCUUCUGAUUAUGUCAAAAUUGCCAAGUCACUGUCCCUUGAGGAUAUCAGGACAGCUGAUUGGUCAGAGAACGUCGCCCCAUUCUGGCCUGCGGUUAUAAAAUCAGCUUUGACAUGGAAAGGCUUAACCUCUCUGCUAAGAAGUGGGUGGAAGACGAUAAAAGGUGCAAUGGUGAUGCCUCUCAUGAUCGAAGGAUAUAAGAAAGGCCUCAUCAAAUUCACCAUCAUCACCUGUCGCAAGCCCGAAACAGCGUAGGAUGGGCAAGAUACUCUUGUUCCACCGCGAAUAAUGUACCUCCCGGAUGGCGAUUUGUUGAUUAGGGAAAUAACCAGUGCAUUAUUACCACAUCAUUGAUUUGUACACGUCAGACCUAAAAAAAAGGUAAUAAAUGCGUUCUCCAAAUGUCCAAUACAUCGAGAAAUUCUCAGAUCAGAUCAACAGCGUCAGUUCCUGA